AACAGCCAAAACCAACCAACUUAGAACACGACCGUGGCCUACAUUUCAAGGCUUCCACAGCCUUUUGCACUUGAGAAAUAGCUAAUGAGACCUCCCCAGGUCGAACUGGAUUUCGGUACACCACCAGGAACCCCUCCGCGAACAUCGUCUGACUUUGAAGAAGUACCAUACCCAGCGGACCAUCAUUGGGCCACAGCGCAGCAACAGGAAUCUUUACCACUUCACUACAUGUCGGAGGAUACGGCAACGCGCAGGAGAGUUGCGAGAGGGCCUGGCAGCAGCGGAGGGUUUUUGAGCGGGGACGAGCAUGAGGGAGAAAUGCAAUAUGACGACGAGGGUAAGGACGUGUACUCAAAAUCAAGGCCGGCAAAAGGCCGCGUUAGCAGUGGACGCAUAAGAAGACCUCCACCCCCGCCUCCAACUUCAAUUAGCGAGUUCAUUUCCCAAAACCUCGAACACCUCCCUCCCGCAAUUUACACUCUUUUGUCAUGCUGGACAAGGUUCCAUAAAAUUGGUCAUUCUGGUGUGGUCGUCUGGGACGAAGCCCAUUUUGGAAAGUUUGGCUCGCAUUACUUGAAACGCGAGUUUUACUUCGAUGUCCACCCUCCUCUGGGAAAGAUGCUUGUGGGCCUCGCGGGUUUGCUGGCAGGCUAUGACGGCAGUUUUGAAUUCAAGAGUGGGGCUGAAUACUCGGAUAAUGUGCCAUAUGUUGCUAUGCGAGUGAUGAUGGCUACCUUUGGUGUAGCUAUGGUCCCUUUGGGCUGGUAUACUGCUGUUGAACUGGGUCUGAGCUCGUGGGCGUGUCACUUGGUUGCUCUGAUGGUACUUUGCGAUGUCGCAUGGCUGUGUAUAUCUCGAUUCAUUCUAUUGGACUCUAUGUUACUUUUCUUCACCUUUACUACGGUCUUUUUCCUCACCAAGUUUCACAAUCAACAAUAUCAAUCCUUUUCUUUUGACUGGUGGCUUUGGCUUGCAAUGACAGGAAUAUCUAUUGGAUGUGUCACAAGUGUCAAAUGGAUCGGCCUGUUUAUUACAGCUGUAGUGGGACUGUACACGAUUGAGGACUUGUGGGAUAAGUUUGGCGACCUCAAGAUGUCUUAUCGAGAUCAAAUAAGGCAUUGGGCUGCUCGAGUGCUAUGUCUCAUAGUUCUUCCCAUCCUUGUUUAUAUGAUGUCUUUCAAAAUCCACUUUCUUAUCCUCAACCAUUCCGGUCCAGGCGAUGCACAGAUGAGCUCGUUAUUCCAAGCCCAUCUCGUCGGCAAUGAUUUUUCACGGAAUCCACUUGAGGUUGCCUAUGGGUCAAAAAUCACACUUAAAAACAUGGGAUGGGGAGGUGGACUUCUGCAUUCGCAUGUUCAAACAUAUCCGGCUGGUUCUACUCAACAACAAGUGACGUGUUACCAUUACAAGGACGACAACAAUGAUUGGGUCGUACUUCCCAGGUGGGAUGAGUCUGAAUAUAAUCCGAAUGAUCCUUUGCAUUUCCUUCAAGACGGAGAUGUUAUUCGUCUUCAGCAUGCUGCGACUACCCGCAAUUUACAUUCCCAUAACGUUCCAGCGCCUGUCACAAAGCUCAAUAACGAGGUCUCUUGUUAUGGCAAUGCAACAAUAGGAGACUAUCAUGACUACUGGAAAGUGGAGGUCGUUGAUGACAUCAAGCAAGGCAGCAAGGAUAAGGUCGACAGGAUACAUUCCCUUACAACUCGCUUGAGGUUUCGCCAUGACACUCUAGGAUGUUACUUGCGUGCAGCCAACUCCGUUUUACCGCAGUGGGGAUACAAACAAAUAGAAGUCAGCUGUGAUAAGGAAAAUAAUCCUAACGACCCGCAUACCUAUUGGAACGUGGAGAGCCACUGGAAUGAUCGAUUGCCCCCCGCCGACACUAAAUUCUUCAAAUCUCCCUUCCUCCGUGACUUCUGGCACCUCAAUGUGGCAAUGAUGACAUCCAACAAUGCUCUCAUUCCAGACCCUGACAAGGACGAUAUCCUGGCUUCCAAUCCUACAGACUGGCCUUGGAUGCACCUUGGCUUGCGUAUGUGUGGCUGGGGAGACCAUCAGCCCAAGUACUAUCUCCUUGGAACGCCGAUUAUUUGGUGGGGAGGUUCCGCUAGUCUGGUUGUUUCUUUUAUUGUCCUUGGGGUGUAUUUGUUCCGCCAUCAACGAAAAUAUAUAGAUAUGGAUUCAAGGGAAUGGGAUCAUUUCUUGUACGUCGGGAAAAUCGCUUUCUAUGGUUGGUUCUUGCACUACGCACCGUUUUUCAUCAUGGGUCGUGUGACUUAUGUCCAUCACUACCUUCCGACUUUGUACUUCUCUGUUUUGAUGUUCAGCCACCUCCUUGAUCACUUCAUCUUUUCCUCACGUCGCUGGAAAGAGAAGACGAAAAAAAUUUCUUUCGGUGUUUGUGCUUUCCUCAUUGUUGCAAACUUCUGGUGGUUUAGAGGUUUAGCGUGGGGUAUAGAUGGCCCCAUCAACGAACACUGGGGUCUGUUGUGGCGUAAAAGCUGGAACAUUUAUAAUGCAUAAUCGUGUAUUGGUGGAACGGUAAAAUGACCGAUGAUUACUUCUGGAGCUAUAUUAAUUUAUGUUAGUUUCCAACGUCCCUACUUGUCCGUAUUAUAAGAAAAUAAACAAGUGCCGUGUUUUUACCCACUUCCGUGGGUACAGAAAUACAUGCAUACAGCCUAAUAUGCUGACUGCACCGUA
Molecule: messenger RNA, 2703 nt
Organism: Serpula lacrymans var. lacrymans S7.9
Lineage: Eukaryota; Fungi; Basidiomycota; Agaricomycetes; Boletales; Serpulaceae
Product: glycosyltransferase family 39 protein
Exons: 12
Coding region: 85-2523 (812 amino acids)
Biological process (GO): protein O-linked glycosylation via mannose
Cellular component (GO): endoplasmic reticulum; membrane
Molecular function (GO): dolichyl-phosphate-mannose-protein mannosyltransferase activity
Source: RefSeq, a predicted model, not a curated record